Molecule: messenger RNA, 2015 nt
Organism: Hippoglossus stenolepis (Pacific halibut)
Lineage: Eukaryota; Metazoa; Chordata; Actinopteri; Pleuronectiformes; Pleuronectidae
Product: actin-binding Rho-activating protein-like
Exons: 2
Coding region: 158-697 (179 amino acids)
Biological process (GO): positive regulation of Rho protein signal transduction
Molecular function (GO): actin binding
Source: RefSeq, a predicted model, not a curated record
UCUCUUGCUCACUCCUGCUGCUGUCAGCACUGCUGCAGUGAUGUCAGGUGAGAUUCACAUGUAACCACAGGAUUGAUGGGUUUUUUUUAACUUCUGAAACCAUGACAGGGUGCUGCAGGUGAAGUGGGGAUCCAGUCAGUGUCUGACAUAGCCAGUGAUGGGGACAAACAGCCAGAGCACCGCCACCAUGGACACUGAAGAUGACGCCCCAGUUCCGGCUCAGUUUGGCGAUGACACUGCAGUGGGCAUUGUCUCUGUGAAAGGCUUAAAGGAGAACUGGCAGAAGUGGUCUGACGAGCACCAGGAGUACCAGAAGCACAACCCCUUCAGUCACGAUGCCAGGCCCAGCGCAUUAGUCCCUCAGAGGGGGCAGGAUGACUACGGGAGGCCCCUGCAGGGCUCCAUGACGGAGCAGCGGGGGAAGGAUGCUCACUCGCGCGUCAGCAUAGAGGUUCAGGAGCUGUGUGAGGUGAUUAGGAACAUUGGGGAGAUGAAAGACUGCGACGGGGAAGGAAGCAGCUGCGAUGGGAAAUCGGUCCGUGUAGAAUUUGGGAAACUGUUUGAGCAUUAUGUGACUAUCUCCAAUAAACUGGUGGGGAUUCUUCUGCGAGCGAGGAAGCAGAGGCUGGUUGACUUUGAGGGGGAGAUGCUGUGGCAGGGGAAGGAUGACCAUGUGGUUAUCAGUCUGUUACAGUGAACUGGAUUGGUGUUGAUGCCUUUAUUCGUGUUGCAUCUCCAGUGGUUGGUGCAGAGCUACUUCAUAGCAGCACUCACGGCAGUUAACACAUAUCUUGCACUAUUUCUAUUCCAGUCAUGUAAUGGCACUUUAAUUUAGGGGGAAAAAAUAUUUUCAAGACUUACACAACUAUAGACCUCAGUGGCUGAUCUUUAAAUCCACCCCACGCCUCAGAUAACAUUAGAUGUACAAGUGCAUUUUCUCUUAAUGCUACAAACAAGUCAUUGACAGUUAGAAAUGUUGUAAAGCAGACAUAUAUAAGGCCAAUUAGCAGCAUUUGUGAGCAAUGAAAGAGGUCAGGCCACCAUCAGCAUGUUGACAAUUGAGUUUUCAAAAAAAUUAAUAGUCCUCUUAACCAUUUGUUCCUAUCUAAUUUAAGGAUGAAAGGCCAUCCAUCUAUUAUAUAUACCACUUAUCCUUUUGAGGGUCGCGGGGGGGAGCUGGAGCCAAUCCCGGCUGACAUUGAGCAAGAUGCAGGGUAGACCCUUGGCACGUCACCAGCAUAUUACAGGGCUGACAAACAGAGACAAACAACCAUUCAACCAUUUUAGAGACUCAAAUUAACCCAGUCUUUUGAUUGUGGGAGGAAGCAGGAGAAAAUUCAAACAUGCAAACUGCCAAUCCGGGAUUCAAACCGGGAACCUUGUUGCUGUGAGUGAGCGCUAACCACCACACCAGGAACAAAAUCAAUAGGGUAUAUGACAAACAAUUUUUUUUAUUUAACAAUAAAGACAUCAGGGAUAUAAUGGAUGUAAAAGGUAAAUUCUACCUCAUAUUUCCCACCUUUGUAGCAGUGUUUGCAGCAACUACCUAGUUACUUCAAGUACAACAUUUAUUUACAUUAUUACCACGACCAGAUUCAUUUCAGUGAUGCUAACUGCAUAUGGUGUGGGGAAACCUUACAGCUUUUCAAUGUGGGGAAAGCGUUGCAGCGAGCAGCUGAAAUGAAGUCAGAGUGGUUAAUGAGAGUGAACCAAAGAGAACAUGAGGCUCCCUGUGACAGACAAUAUGGUGCUAUAGGAUGAACCUGAUCCGACUUGGCUUGGGUGCUUCAGAGUGUGUAUUUAUUACCAGUGUGCUUGUUAUUUAGGAAACCUUGUUGUAGUUUGAAACUCAGAAUACAUGAACCACAAAGACACAGUGUGAGACAUUAUGAUGAACUACUGAGGCUGCUCUAAUGCUGCUGCUGCUAUUGGAAGAGCACACACUGCCAUGCACAUUCAUUUUACUUUCUUAACACGAGCAGCAGCUGAUUGAUAAAUUAACAAGCACUUCUCAU